Molecule: messenger RNA, 6729 nt
Organism: Ictalurus furcatus (blue catfish)
Lineage: Eukaryota; Metazoa; Chordata; Actinopteri; Siluriformes; Ictaluridae
Product: neurexin-2-like
Exons: 15
Coding region: 88-3849 (1253 amino acids)
Source: RefSeq, a predicted model, not a curated record
UCUCUGAUGGGCCGUGCCCAAUAACAGGUGACCAUAUCAGUGGAUGGCAUUUUGACCACCACUGGUUACACACAGGAGGACUAUACCAUGUUGGGCUCAGAUGAUUUCUUCUACAUCGGUGGGAGUCCGAACACCGCUGACCUUCCAGGAUCACCGGUCAGCAACAACUUCAUGGGAUGCCUUAAAGACGUUGUAUACAAGAACAAUGACUUCAAGCUGGAGCUGUCCCGGUUGGCCAUCGAGCGCGAUCCAAAGAUCAGUCUCCACGGUGACCUGGUGUUCCGCUGCGAGGACGUAGCAGCGCUCGACCCCGUGACCUUCGAGACACCCGAGUCGUACAUCGCACUCCCGCGCUGGGACACCAAAAAGACGAGUUCCAUCUCUUUCGACUUCCGGACGACGGAACCCAGCGGCCUGCUUCUCUUCAGUCAUGGCAAGCCACAGGGCAAUAAAGAGCAACGUCAUGGGCGUGAGCUGAAAACUGACUAUUUUGCCAUGGAACUGCUGGAGGGCUUCUUGUACCUGCUCAUGGACAUGGGCUCCGGUAGCAUCAAGCUCAAAGCCAGCAAUAAGAAGGUCAAUGACGGGGAGUGGUGUCACGUUGACUUUCAGAGGGAGGGGAGAAAAGGCUCCAUUUCAGUGAACAGCCGCACCAUGCCCUUUAACUCCAACGAGGGCAGUGAGAUUCUCGAUCUGGACAGUGACAUGUAUCUAGGUGGACUUCCUGAGUCUCGCCAGGACCUCAUCCUUCCCCCCGAGGUGUGGACGGCGUUGCUCAACUAUGGUUACGUGGGCUGCGUGCGUGACCUUUUUAUCGACGGAAAGAGCCGCGAUGUCCGCCGCUUGGCCGAGAUCCAGAGCGCUCCGGGGGUCAGCAGCUUCUGCACCCGGGAGCUCCAGAAGAGGUGCAGCAGCACCCCGUGUGGAAACGGAGGACUCUGCAAGGAGGGCUGGAACCGUUAUAUAUGUGACUGCACAGGCACCGGAUACCUGGGUAGCAACUGCGAGAUAGAGGCCACAGUGUUGAGCUAUGACGGCAGCAUGUAUCUGAAGAUCAUCAUGCCGAGCACCAUGCACACCGAGGCAGAGGAUCUGGCCCUGCGCUUUAUGUCCCAGCGAGCUUACGGCCUCCUCGUGGCCACCACCUCCAAAGAGUCUGCCGAUACGCUCCGUCUGGAGCUGGAUGGCGGACGGGUCAAACUGACCGUCAAUCUGGAUUGUAUCAGGAUAGACUGUAACCUCAGUAAAGGUCCUGAAACUCUAUAUGCUGGCCAGAAGCUCAACGAUAACGAAUGGCAUUCGGUAAAAGUGGUGCGCAGAGGCAAGAAUCUGCAGCUCUCUGUGGACAAUGUCACCACUGAAGGUCAGAUGACUGGAGCCCACACCCGCCUAGAGUUCCACAACAUUGAGACAGGCAUCAUGACAGAAAGACAGUUCAUCUCCGUUGUCCCGUCCAACUUCGUUGGCCACCUACAGGGACUGACGGUCAACGGGGUGCCCUACCUUGACCAGUGCAAAAACGGUGACAUCUCCUACUGUGAGCUCAACGCCCGCUUCGGCAUGCGCCACAUUAUCGCCGACCCCGUAACCUUCAGGAGCAAAGGAAGUUACCUGGCACUAGCUACACUGCAGGCGUACGCCUCCAUGCACCUGUUCUUCCAGUUCAAGACCACCAGCUCUGAUGGCCUGAUUCUCUACAACAGUGGAGAUGGAAGUGAUUUCAUUGUAGUGGAGCUGGUUAAAGGGUAUAUCCACUACGUCUUCGACCUGGGCAAUGGACCCUCUCUGAUGAAAGGCAACUCAGACAAGCCGCUGAAUGACAACCAGUGGCACAACGUGGUGGUUUCCCGUGACACUAACAACAUGCACACACUGAAAAUCGACUCCCACACCGUCACCCAGCACUCCAACGGAGCCCGCAAUCUGGACCUUAAAGGAGAGCUGUAUAUAGGUGGUGUGGGGAAGACGAUGUAUAACAGUCUGCCCAAGCUGAUUGCAUCCCGGGACGGCUACCAGGGCUGCCUGGCGUCCGUGGACCUGAACGGGAGGCUGCCAGACCUGAUUGCAGACGCCCUCCACAGGGUGGGCCAGGUGGACAGAGGAUGCGACGGACCCAGCACCACCUGCACGGAGGACUCCUGCCAUAAUCAGGGGGUGUGUCUGCAGCAGUGGGAGGGCUUCUCGUGCGACUGUAGCAUGACGUCCUAUGGGGGCUCGUACUGCAGCGAUCCUGGGACUACCUACAUCUUUGGCCGUGGAGGAGCCCUCAUCACCUACACAUGGCCUCCCAAUGACAGGCCUAGUACACGGGCAGACCGACUGGCUGUAGGCUUUAGCACACAACUUAAAGAAGCCGUGCUGCUACGGGUGGAGAGCGCCAAAGGACUGGGAGACUACCUAGAGCUUCACAUAGAGCGGGGGAAGAUCGGCGUCAUCUUCAACGUGGGAACGGACGACAUCGCGAUCGAGGAGAACGGAGUGGUGGUCAGUGAUGGCAAAUAUCACGUGGUCCGCUUUACUAGAAGCGGCGGCAACGCAACACUGCAGGUGGACAACCAGCCCGUCAUCGAGCGCUUCCCAUCAGGUCGGCAAUUGACGAUCUUUAACAGCCAGGCAUUCAUAAAAAUCGGCGGUGGCGAAAAAGGCCGCAACUUCCAGGGUCAGAUCUCAGGCCUGUACUACAACGGCCUGCAGGUCCUAAAGCUAGCGGCGGAAGGAGACCCGAAUGUGCAAGUGCAGGGCAACCUGCGUCUGGUGGGCGAAGUGCCCUCGGUCCUCACCACAGACACCACGUCCACCACGCCACUUGCAGACAUGUCCACCACUAUUAUGGAGACCACCACCACCAUGGCCACCACCACCACCCGCAAGCAGCGCUCACCCACCAUGAGAGACACUGUCACACAGAACACAGAUGAUCUGUUAGUAGCAUCAGCAGAAUGUCCUAGUGAUGAUGAGGAUUUAGAGGAGUGUGAGCCUGGCGGAGGUGAAUUAGUGUUGCCCAUAAUAACCGUGGAUUCCCUAGACCCCCCUUCAGUCGCGACAAGGUACCCAGUUAUCCCUCCACCCCCUACCUACCAUCCCUUCCUCACACUGCUCGAGACCACAAAAGAGUCCAUGUCCCAUUCCAAUGGCCACGCGCCAUGUCCGAUGGACCAAGAGGACUGUGAGGAGGCCAUGGAGGUCUCGGCUUACGGCUCAGGUGAAAUGACCGAGUCAGAUGACGAGGACUAUUACAAAAACUCCCCCCUCGUAACAGAUCGAACCGUGCUUCCGCCUCCUCCGGCGGUAGCCGGAAACCCACAAGGUGAUCGACACUUUUCUCGCCAUCCUCCCAACUCCCAGCAGCCCCUGCUUCCAUCCACCCCCACGACCUCACCACGACUCAAACCCAAUAUCAACAGUGGCCCAAAUAUACCAGCGGGCAAAAUGAACACACGAGAUCAAGUCCUCCUGCCACCCGUCCAGCCUUCCGGGGAUCCCGAACAUGGCGGGCGGCACAGGCACAUUCCUGGUAUAACCAACCCUCCCAAUUUUCCCACUGCAGAGCCUUCAUCUCCUGACCGAGGACCUCCAGGAGCGGUGGAGGUGAUCCGGGAGUCCAGCAGCACCACAGGGAUGGUGGUGGGGAUUGUCGCAGCAGCUGCCUUGUGCAUCCUCAUACUCCUGUAUGCCAUGUACAAAUAUCGGAACAGAGAUGAAGGAUCUUAUCAAGUAGACCAGAGCCGCAACUACAUCAGUAAUUCAGCCACACAGAGCAAUGGGACAUUGGUGAAGGAGAAGCAGUCUGGUACAACCAAAACAGGCACCAAGAGCAAGAAGAACAAAGACAAGGAAUACUACGUCUGAGCUCAGGCCUGACAGGGACAGAGACAGAACAGAGAGAGAGAGUGAAAGAUAGAGAGAGGGAGGUGGAAUACUGAGGGAACAGGGACAGUUAAAGUUCUGCUUUUUGUUGGCAGUCAUAUUUCUCAUUCACCCUUCCAACUGUUGUUUCCAUUCCCAAACAAUCUCUAUGACAUUACAGAGAGCCAAAACACGAGAUUGAGAUUGCUUUCUUCCCUUCGACUUUUUGAUAAAUAUUCAUCAUAACUUUUGUACUGUUGGUAAAUUCACAGUGGAUUUGUUCCAUUGUAAAGAUUCCACACUCUUGCUUGCUCGUUGUAAAUACCAUGUUAGUCUUGGGUCUUCAGGAUCUUCAGGAUCACCUAAUCUCUUGUUGCAACACCAAUAUGUGCCAAGCCCAGAAGAUUCCCUCUUUGUGAAGACGUUCAGUAAGGCUAGCUAUACCUGAAGUAUUUCUAUGAGCCAAGUGAAGAAAAACCAAGUGAGUGUUGGAGAAAUGUUAGAAGGGAAAAACGUAAGCAUGAAAGUUGGAAAGUUGGUGAUAUAUGAGAGACAGUAAAGACCAGAUAUUUGUGCCAGUCCAAAUUACUGCCAAACCAUCUCAGUGUCAAAUCUGCCUCCCUUUCUGCUCCAAGUAUUCGUCUUCUUUCUCUCUCUUAUCUCAUUCAAUCUCUCUCUCUCUCUCUCUUUCUCUUUCCUUGUUUGGCUUGUACUCUAAUUCCUCUCCUUGUCUUCGGUGCUCAGGAGCUGAUGCAACAUAACUUCUGCUGUGUUUCAAGCAUGUAGUAUUCCUUAACGAAAAAGAGAUAAUACCUUGUUGAGUUUCUGUGGCGUUUUAAAAAAUUAUAUCAAAAAAUUCACGACAAGAUUAACCAUGGAAAUUUGAGAACUCGACACCCACGGGUGCUGAUUAGCCACCGAAACGCUCUGAGGCUAAACCCCUGGUUGUCCUUCAUUCCAGCAGAUAUCCGCCACUUGUUUAUGGGGUUUGAUGUUGAACCCUUUCAAAAGGUUAUGAAAUCAUAUACGAAGAACCAGAAACAGAAAAAGAAACAUCUCACAGCAGCAAAAUGACUUUGUUCCCUAGAAAUAUAUAUAUAUAUAUACACGUGUAUAGACGACUGAGCAACUCAAGGACAACCUAUGGAAAGGGAGUUAUUAGAUAUAUCCGUCCCCUGCUUUGAGGUGAUAACAGGUCGUCAGUGUGAGUCAGUUUCCUUCUUUACCUUGUGCAUUUCUGGAACAAGCCACAAUGCAACAUGUCCAUGAAAAGAAAAAAGAAAAAGAAAAAGAAAAACUACGGACAUAAAGGAAGUGCCGAAUCUAUGGACCGGAGUGCUUGAUUUUGUUUGGGGUUUUUUUUUUUUCAUCUUUCUUUUACAGUUUGUCAUAAACAAAAAGGGAAAAGACAUUUAUAGGAAAAUGUGCUGCAAGUCCCUGGUGUUUUGACAGUGGGGAAUGCGAAAGUUCAUAGCAGGUGACCAUGCUCUCAGUAUUGCUGCUGCAGCAAGUAGCAAGCAAAGACGGAAAGACUGUAUCAGUGUGAACUUUGAAAAAGAAAACGAAACACUUGGAGGAAAGUGGAUGUCUCAUUCUAUGAGGAUGUACAACUUGAACUUUAGUAUUCCAAUAUUCUCAGCUCUACUACAAGAACUAUGAAAAGAGAAAAUCUUCGAAAAAAAAAAAAAAAAAAAGUUUGUGAAAUGUCUAAAUAUUUGAAACUCAUCCCACUGCUACGAUUAAAAAAAAAAAAAAAAAAAGAUGUGUUUUCCCUACUGACAACCCCUGUUUGGAGAAAAAAAAAUUAUGAUCGGUGAUCUUGGGACGUAAAUUUUAUUUGUUGAACAGAGCUAAAUCUGGUUUAUAACACAAACAUUACCUUGAUAAAUUUCCUCUGCAUCACAAUGUCUCUUUUCAUUCAGAAUAUGUUUUAAUCCAUCAUCCAACAUGGCAGACCUUCAAGGUUCCACCAAAUUCUGUUUUUUUUUUUUUUUUCUUCAAAGCAUUAACAUGUAUGCGUGAGUGUGCAUGUGUGUGUGUGUGUGUGUGUGUGUGUGUGUGUGUGUGUGUAUUUCUCAACUCCUUCAUGAUUUUGCUCUCAUCUUUUAGUUGUACACCAUCACCAGAUAACCCACUCAAACCCCCCACCCUCACCCCCACCCUCACCCCUUCCCCCACCCCGAGUGCCCCCUGUUCUUUCUAAAUGUUCUUGUAAAGUGUUCCAGUGAGAUGACUCUAAAUAUGUGUAUAUUAACAGAAGGGAAUAAAAUUGGUUAUAUACUUCUUAUUCUUCUGUGUCAUGUCAUUAUUAAAACAAUGGUCCUAUUUGACAACGUGCAUAAAUAUAUUCUUAAAACUUUAAAACAGUUUUAAAAUGAUUCCGAUUCUUGACUAUAUGACUCGUAUGUAGUAUGUAUCACACUGCACAUAAUUAAAUAAAGCAAAAAUCCUUAAAAAGAAGUCUUGCUGAGGGAUGUGUAGGAUGCAAUACUCUUAUAUAGUACACUUGUGCCUCAGAGGCCUGUUUAGAAAUUUCCAUCUACAAAAAUGCUGUAAACACUAUGUUUGAUUCACUUCCUGUAGCCUGAGUUGACAAGUUCUGACAUAACUCAAUAUUCUGAGGUAUUUUAUUAAUGAAUCUCAACCUCAACGUAAGUAAUAACUGUAAUAAACUGAAAUCUAGUCAGAUUUCAGAGAUAAUUGAUUACUUUUUUCAAGAAAUUUACUAAGCUUUUAUGAGAAUAACUCAAAAUGAUGGACAUUGUAGAAAAGAGGACCGUGUCUUCAUCGGAGUAUAUAAAUGCUACAAAUAAAAAAAAUUAACCUACUUUCAAAAAAGACCAAUAAAAAAAAAUUGGUUUUCUUUCAAGCAAUUUCUCAGAA